AUGGUGUUUUCUGGUUACAUCUGUUUGGAUUCUGUGGCGGAAGCAGUCAAUGUACAAGUCCAGUGUGGUAUUGCGUCCAUCAGGAGGGGUCCAUGUGGAGUCCCUUUUUGUGUAACACUUUUUCAGUGGUAGUUGGUGGUCAGUGUUCUGUUGGGAGGGUGGUUGUUGUUCUCCAGUGGGUUGAGAGGUGUUGUGUUGUGAAGUUGUUGUUUGUUCUGAUUUGUCUUGUUGUUGUGUGUGUUGAGUAUUUUCUGUUCUGAAACCAUAUGCCAUCAGUGCUCCCAGCUAUGUACGUGACACCACAGAUUUUCUGAGGAAAAUACAAUCUUUAAAUAAUCUUCCCAACAAUACUAUACUAGCUACUAUGGACGUGGAAUCUCUGUAUACCAACAUCCCACACAACGAUGGUUUACAAGCUAUAAGGAACACCAUUUCAGAUAAAACCACAGCGGACCUUGCCACCAAACUCUGCCAAUUUGUCCUUACCCACAACAACUUCAAAUUCGGUGAUGACCUGUUCCUUCAGAUCAGCGGCACAGCAAUGGGCACCCACAUGGCCCCACAGUAUGCCAACAUCUUCAUGGCAGAUUUAGAACAACGUUUCCUAAACUCCUACCCACUCAAACCUCUCUUGUACCUGCGAUACAUUGACGAUAUUUUUAUCAUCUGGACACAUGGUCAACAGACCCUGGACACCUUUCACCAGAAAUUCAAUGAUUUUUACCCCACAAUCAACCUUACAAUGAAUCAAUCUAUGCAAGAAAUACAUUUUUUGGACACUACUAUAAAAAUACAGGAUGGACGCAUAGACACCACCUUAUACCGUAAACCAACUGACCGACAAACAUAUCUACAUGCCUCUAGCUACCAUCCCAAACAUACCAAACAGUCCAUUGUAUAUAGCCAGGCACUACGUUACAGCCGCAUCUGUUCCAAUUCUACAGACAGAGACUCUCACCUAAGAGAUCUACAGCAAACCUUCUCAGAACUAAAAUACCCAGCAGAUGAAGUUAGACAACAGAUCAACAGAGCCAGACUGAUACCCAGAGAGAACUUGCUGCAAGACAGACCCAAAAAAGAAAAUAACAGAACACCACUAGUCAUCACAUACAGCUCCCAAGUUAAAACAGUUCAACGCAUCAUCAGAGAUCUACAACCUCUCCUGGACAAUGACAGUUCUCUUUCUCAAGCUCUGGGAGGAAGACCUUUCAUUGCCUACAGACAGCCACCCAAUCUUAAACAACUCCUAACCCACAAUAAUACUACAACCAGACUUAACACGGACACUGGCACCAGAGCCUGCAAUAAACCCAGAUGCCAACUUUGCUGCCACAUACACCCAGACAACACCAUUACUGGCCCCAACAACAUCACACAUACCAUCUCGGGACUAUUUAAUUGCUCAUCGUCUAACAUUGUGUAUGCCAUCAAAUGCCAACAGUGUCCUUCAGCUCUCUAUAUUGGACAAACAGGCCAAACCUUACGCCAAAGAAUAAACGGACAUAAAUCUGACAUCAAGAAUCACAAAACAGAGAAACCAGUAGGAGAACACUUCAGUCUCCCAGGACAUUCUAUACAAGAUCUCAAAGUAGCUGUUUUACUACAAAGGAAUUUCAGAAAUAGACUGGAAGAGAAGCUGCUGAAUUACAACUCAUUACCAAACUUAAAACAAUGGAGAGACCUGGUCUGAACAGAGACAUCGGAUUCUUAUCUCAUUAUACAUGACUAAGCCAUUUCUCACCUUCUCACCCCUUGCCUUUUCCUGUAAGACCUAUUACAGUCGUUAAGAGUCGUCAACAGGCUCAUCUCAGCUAUCUGCCAAUCUCCGAUUCCCACCACCCUUCUAAGUAAUACCCCUCCCCACCUUCUCAAUAUAUAGAAGGAUCUGGCAACUUCUGUUUCAGUGUAUCUGAAGAAGUGUGCAUGCACACGAAAGCUUAUACCAAGAACUAACUUAGUUGGUCUUUAAGGUGCUACAGGAAGGAAUUUUUUUAUUUCAAGGAUCCAGUCACCAUUGCAGAGUGUGGGCACAACUUCUGCCGAUCCUGCUUGAUCCUGUUCUGGGGGGAAUCGGAGGCAGAGGCUUCCUGCCCCCAGUGCAGAAAAAGAGUCCAGAGGAGGAGCCUCAUCCCCAACCGGCAACUGGCAAACUUCGUAGAAUUAAUCGAGAAUCUCAGCCUUCAAGAGGGAAAGGAGGAAGGAGGGAAAGGAGGAGUCUGUGAGAAGCACCAGGAGCCCCUGAAACUCUUCUGCACGGAGGAUGAAGCCCCCAUCUGCGUGGUGUGUGACAGAUCCAAGGAGCACAAACACCACGAGGUGAUUCCUCUGGAGGAGGCUUUUGAGGAAUACAAGGUAGGAGAUCCCUGGAUCUUGAGGGGGAGAAAUAGCUGUGGAUUCUUCUUGGGAGGUUUUAUUUUUAAUUCUCUGGUCCAAAGUAGGCAUGGCAUGAAUUGGUGGUUGUUUAUUAUGUAAAAAGCAGCCCAGGGGAAGCCUGAGGUUUGGGAGGAGGGAGUUGAAGUCUUUCUCUCUGCCAGGGGGACAAAGGGAUCUUCCCUUGAAAUACUCACAACAGCUUCAAAGAUUUGUACUGGGACCGUGGGAGGAAGAGAAAGGGUUAACCUCAUCCACAUCCCCCAGCAAGGUUGCAAGGGAUCAGCUGGGUGAGAGAGGGGAGGAGUGGUGGCCAGGAAUUGACAAGAUGGUACAGGAUCCCUGCCCCGCAAGUAUCUGUUGGAAGUAGAUUUAGGAGUGUGUGUGUGUGUGUGUGUGUAUGUGUGUGUGUGGAAGCACCUACUGGUGGGGAGCAUGCUUAUUCUGGGGGUGCUGUGGAGCCUGUGCAAUGAGAUUUCAGUGGUGGGGUGUGUGUGCGUGUGCUGAGGAUCUCCUCCCAUCCGAACUGGCAAAGGACUCAGUGAUAACAAUAAUUAUAAUAAUAAUAAUUUAUUAUUUAUACCCUGCCCAUCUGGCUGGGCCUCCCCAGCCACUCUGGGCGGCUUCCAAAAAAUAUUGAAAUGCCAUAAUACACCAAACAUUAAAAGUUUCCCUAAACAGGGCUGCCUUCAGAUGUCUUCUAAAAGUCUGGUAGUUGUUGUUCUCUUUGACAUCUGGUGGGAGGGCGUUCCACAGGGCGGGCGCCAGUGGUUCAGAGUGGCAUUUGCAAAGACCAGGGGGAAAGAUGACUUUUCCAUGACAACUCAGAAAUGGACCUGUGCUAUUAUACAUAAAAAAUAAAAUCCUCAUUCUGGACCCUGCCUUAGCCCUUCCUCCUCCUCGUCUUCCGACUUCUCCCUGGGACCUCAAGAUGAGAGGCCAGGCUGGGACUAUCCGCAGAGAAGUUCAAAGGAGCAAACAUGGCUGCCUUUGCUCUUCUCCAGACUAGUUUGUUGUGCUAGAAAACUUUCCCAUCCCAGUUCUGCAGUGUUUUUCAACCCGUGUGCUGUGACACCUGGAGUGCCUUGAAUGAUGCUCAGGGGUGCUGCUGGCAACACUGGCCUCUGUCCCUCCAGCUGUUUGCUCCAGCAGCCCUGGCUACAAGCUCCGCUGGCGAAUGGUGCCUCUGGGGCUGGCCAGGGGGUGUUGGCUGCCAGGAGCUGAGGCAGCCUUGGAGGAAGCAAGGAAACUGGCGAGGGGCCCUUGCUGUUGGGAAUGGACAGACAAGUCCCAGGCUCCUGUGGGGCAGCGUGAGGAGGCACCUCUCUUUGGGGCAGCUCAGAGACCCAGAGGAGGACUCCUAAGGAGAGGGGAGAUGAGGUUGAGAGAGCCCUCCGCAAGGGAGGGUGUUCGAGAAAGGGUGAGGGGCUGCAAGCAAGGGGGGACCCAACUGGGAUCCUGAGCCCCACAGGGACACCGCAGAAAGAAGGUAGUUGAUCCAGGGAGCCUUAGACCCAAAAAGGUUGUACUUUUAUUUCCUCUAGUAAAGUACAGUGGUACUUUACCUCAGGAUGAGAACAUAAAUCGCGUGUCGGCGGCAGCGGGAGGCCCCAUUAGCUAAAGUGGUGUUUCAGGUUAAGAACGGACCUCUGGAACUAAUUAAGUUCUUAACCCGAGGUACCACUGUACUUCGCUGUUAUAGCAAGGCCACUGGACCCAAGAAGCCUGUAUAAUAUUCAUCUCCUCUCUGUGUGUCUCAAUCAAACCUAAGUUUCCCUUUUUCUUUUCAGGGAGAGAUCUGUCACCACUUGGAGAUUCUGAGGAAAGAGAGAGGGGAAAUUCUGGCCUAUCUAGCAGCCCUGGACAAGGAAAGCAAAGACCUCCUUGUAAGUGUCUCUCUUGUUACUAGUGAGGGAACAAGCACUUGAAGAAUUGAGUCAGGACUGUGGAAGGAUGGGGAAAUCUGCCCAUUUCAACUUCCCCCCAUUCUCCUUUUCCAUAUCAGUUUGUUUGUUUAUUUAUUAUUAUGAUGAAGGUGGCUACCUUCUUGUACAAAUAUUUUGAUAUGUACUUUACCCUCAUAAAUACAUUUUUUUGUGAACAUUACCUGGCUGGGUCAACCUUGAAAGAUUCAGAGGUGUAAAUUUCAAAAGAUUGUUCUGUUUCAGUCUCCAUAUUUCAGUCUCCAUCACGUUUCAAUGCAGCUAAAUUGAGUUUAUUUCCCAUUGUCAUUUAUUAUAUGAAUAGCAGUGAAGGAGAAGCCUGAGGACUUGUGAGCUGAGAGGGUGGAAGUGGUUCAAUUCAAAUCCUGAUUUACCAUAAAUAUUACUAAAGAGUUGUCUUUCUGAAUGUGCGCUCUUGUUCAUUGUUAGGAAACUCAAGCCAUUUUGAACCUUUAAAGAAAACAGGGGAGCUAUGGGGAUGAACUCUGCCCUGUCCUCCUCCUCCUGUUUCUGCAGUUUCCCUACACCUAAAUGGCACCAGCCUAAGCUGAGGGGUGUUUUAUGUCCCUGGGUGAUCUCUGAACAACUCUGAACUCUGGUUAUGCCAUGCCCCAAAACAUGCAGGGAACAUCCAUGGCUAGGAAAAAGGUCCUUCCUUUAGCCUGUAGCUCUCUGCAAAAUAGAAGUCAACAGGAACAGCAAUGGAGAGGGCCUCCCCUCAAAAUAAAGGUUUACUUCUUUAGUAACUGGUGGUUUCAUGUCUAUUAAAAGUCGGAAGUGUCCUCCCUGUGGAAUUCUCACUAUUCUCUUCCUGAUGUUCUGAAGGCUGAUCACCUUCCACACUCAGACCUCCUCUUUUCCUGCAGAAAUUAACAGAAACGGAGAGGCUGAAGACUAUGGAGAAGUUCAGAGAACUGCGCCAGUUCCUGGAAGCACAAGAGAAACGUCUGCUGACUCACGUGGAAGAGGUGGAGAAGGAGAUUGCAGGGAGAAGGGAUGAGCAGCUGGCCAGACUCUCCAGGAAACUCUCCUCUCUUGAGAGGAUCAUCCAGGAGAUGGAGGAGAAGCGUCAGCAGCCAGCGAGUGAACUCCUGCAGGUAAGAUGGUGGCAGGAACAGCCCAAGGCCCCAGGAAAAGGCUGCCCCUUUCAUGUAUGCAAGGAGUGCAGGGGCUGAGUUGAUGGAGCCUCUAGUCAGGUUUAUAAUGGACAGGAAGACCCAAGAGACCUGGGAUGCUUAACUCACCUGAAUGCAGACUAGAGAUUCGUCUGUGUUCUUGAUGGAACGGGAGCUGAUCUUCUGCUCUUUGCUGAUGCUUUGUCUCCGAACGCCUCUCAGCUGUGGGGGUCUACGUCUGAGAUGCGUUCAGGCCUCCUUCCGACAUGAGCCAGUCUCUUGACCAAGCUUCUCUUCCCGUUUCCUCCACAACUUCUGGGUUGAUCCCCUUCCCCAUGGAUACAGAUCAGCCCAAAAUGGUGCUCAGUCACAGUGAGCAAAGUGCAAGACAGAGGGACUCAUCCAGACUGCCGCUUGUCCCACCCCUUUCCUCCAGGAAAACCCGCUGUUUACUGCUGAAUUAGAGCAAACCUCAGCCAGGUUUUCUCUGCAUUGACGUUUUCUUUGAUGUUGCACCAAGGAGCAGGUUUUUCCUGAGGGAAAGCGGCAGGGCAAAGGAAAACCACUUGGACCCGUGUUCUCUAUGCACAGGAAAAGCAGAAGUGUGGGUGAGCCCAAAGAAACACUGACCUAUUUUAUUACCCCUUGGGAGACAUUUUAUGCUGCAGGUGCUUUUUAAAUUUCCAGGUGGAAAAAAGCAUUUGAAAUUUGGGGACUUCUAUGGAAGACAGUUUAGGACAGUGCCCUGGUAGGAUUAUCCUGUAGGCUUGCUUACGUCUGAAUUGCACAAUGCAAACUGGAUUAAAGUUAUUAAAUUAUAAUCUAAGACUAGAGAUGGUGUGAAUUGUCUCUUGAACCCACAAAUGUGAAAUUUCCCUAAAAUGCUGGUGGAUUUUCAUAAGGAUUUUAAACAAAAAUGGCAAACUGAUGUGGAAAUGUGGAGAUAUUGAAAUCAGAACAGUUAAUAAUUUUACACUGGGAAAAUAAAAGCUGUGAGAAACCAAAACGGGCUGAUUCCGCCAUCCCUACCCAAAACCUUGGCAUGUGCCAGGCAGACUGACAUCCGAGGGGCAGGGUCUGAGGGGGUCUUCCUAGUGUGGCCUGUGGUGUGCAGUGAAUUCCCUUCUCUUUUCCCUCUAGGAUGUGAGAAGGACCUUGCAGAGGUAAGUGGAUCUGGCUCAUUUCCAUUAGCAUCACUCUUUGAAGCUGAGAUGCAAGAACCUCAGACAUGGCCCUCCAGGGGCUGCAGGGGGGAGACUGUGGGACUCACUCCCUGCAGCACCUCACAGGUAAAAGCAGGGCCCCCUCUUCUGAACUUGUAGCCCCCCAAUUCUCCCUCCAAGGUUCAAGGUCAACUGCCUCCUCCCUCUCUCCUCACAUCCCUUCACAAAGGGAUGGGGGCUUUUUUCUUUCUCUUGCACUUUCUGUUCAUGGACUUUGUGGUAAUUUCAAACAUCUAGAAGAGAAAGUGCCAAAGAUGCUUGGGAAGAGCUUAGGACAUAUUUCAAUGUCCAACUAGAAGCCCCUCAACUCUGGUAACUCAGCCCCUUUGAGGCACUGAGGGAGGGAAGGUCUGUUGGUCUACAAUAGGUGGAUUCUUUUUCUUGGGAGCGUUUCCAGCAUGAGAGGCUGAAGGUGGUCUUGAGUGGGGGGUGAAAGUCUAGUUGUUUCCUGCCUCUGGAGGGAGAAUCCCAUGGGGCAUGGAGUUGUGCCCUUCCUGGGUGAGAGAGGGGGUGAAGGGAGGGUGGAGGUUGUUCUCCUUGACCACUUGGCAGCUUGGGACAUCACUCACAUCCUCUGGGGAGGCUCAGAGAGGGAGGGGUUGCAGGCAUUCCACCUCUCCUGGGACCUUCCCAGAAAGUUGUUAUGGAGCAGCAUCGUUUGAAGCCAUGGGAGCCCUCCGGUGGUGUCACUUGGGGUUACAUCUUGUCCCUUGUAAAGUUUAGCAUCCUUACGAAGCCACCGACCAGGGCUUGGAGGUGGGUGUCAAGAGAUGAAGCUGAAUCCUGAAAAUUACCUGUUGGGAAAUGAACUUCAACUUUGUUCAGGUUAUUGAGAUCUCCUGCAAUAAUUAGGGAGAUGGGGCCACAAUGGGGCCAUUCAUUGUUUUUCUUUUCACCAGGUAUGAGGAAAGAGAGAGUCCAGAGAAGCCACUGGCUUUCCCUCCAGAACUGAGGAACAGGAUCUUGGAAUCCGGUGAACUAAUUCACCUUGUGAAGAAUACAAUGAAACAAUGGAAAGGUAAUGAAAAAUGGCUCCCAGGAUUUCACACUCAGAAUUCUAUUAUUUCUUCAGAACUGAACAUGCCAGGCUCUUAUUGCAUGGAAUUGAGUAACCCCAGGAUACCUUCCUUCUUGGUGCUCCAGCCUUCAUUUCCUGCCCCCCAGAUUGGCCCAUGUAUAUUGUGACGCUGGAUCCUGUAAAGAAAGCCUGAACCAGAGUGUAGAGCAAAGUCAGGAUUCUUUCCUCCUAGUUAUACGAAACCUCCUUUUCCUUGUGGUUCCCUGUCUGCACAAUCUGAGUUUGUCCUUUUGGAGGUUCUCCUGCUCUGAAUGGAGUCACAGGGCAUUAAGAAGCCCCCAGUUCCCCCUCUGCCUCCUGCUCAGGCUUCUUUCUCAGCCGUGGAGCCAAGGCCUGAGCCGUCUCCUCCUCAGACGUCCCCCUGCAGCUGCCAUAUCUAGGGCUUCGGCCUUCAAGAUCUCCUGAGAGUUCCCCCAUUGAGAGUGGAAGCAAGAGCACAUGAGCCCCAAAGGGCACAAUUAUGCUUGUGAAGAACCUUAAAGAUUUGUAGAAGGUUUGUGAGGAAGGGUUUCCUUUUGCCUGAGAGCUCUGCCAAUCCUUCCUCAUCAAACUUCGAUUCUCCUUAUGUCUCACAAUUUUGGCUUUAAUGAUUCCCCCCACCACUUAACUUGGGGAAGAUGUGAAGGCUGCCUCCAUCUCCCCUCUGCCUCCUUUUACGGGAUUCCUAUUGCUCUGCCUCCUCUCCAGUCCUCCAAUGUAGAGCCCAAUUUAGGGACAAAGUUCAGAGACCAUUAGGAUUUAUGCUGAAUAUUCUUAUUCUGCUAUUUAAAGUUUUAGUUAUUUUCAUAGAUUCUUCCUAUGAUUUUCUAGUUUUAAUUUUUUUUGUACUAUUUAAUUAAUAUUUAAUAAUUGUACUUCAAUUUAAGGAUGCCACAUUAUGAAGUGUUACUUUUGUAUAGAGAUUUAUUUCUGGUGGAAGAGUGUUGCCCUUACACUUUAUAUCUUUCUGCUUCCUCAGAUGCUCUGCUAUUCAGUGAACAAAUUCAGAAAGGUAAAUUUCCAGGAGAGGAACAAUUUCACUGGAGGGAUGGGGACUGAUAUUUCAUGGGUGUUGAACCGUCUGCUCUGCAGACUUUGGGACCCCCAUCAAUGGCGUCACUCUGGGAAACAGUCCUCUAGUGCCGUUUGGGUUCUUUCCAUGUCCCAUGAAUGAACUGGGAGAGGGUUUGAAGGCUUGGCCUGGGGGCAGAGCUUGGCCCUGCGAAGAACCUGCACACCAGUCUGAGUUCCAUUUCUGCCUAUAGACCAGUGGUGGCAAACCUUUUAUGGACCGAGUGCCCAAACUGCAACACACGACCCACUUAUUUAUCGCUAAGUGCCAACACGGCAAUUUAACCUGAAUACUGAGGUUUUAGUUUAGAAAAAAAACCUCCUAUAUUAACACCUUUGGUCUUAAAAGAAAAACACAAUAACAGCUUUCAAUGAUACAAACAAAUUUUAUCAAAAGGUAAAAGUUUGUAUUUGGCAUACUUUUGAACAAUUAAUGUGAUUUUUGCUGUUGAAUGCAUGUUGAUAAUUUGUCUAACCUUGGCUGAGGCUUUGUAAGUUUGAGAGCAACAAAUGCAGCACUCAAGUGAAGGAGACUGAUUUAAAAACCAACAAGGAAGAUAUUUAUUCUCCAAGGAGUAUCAGUCUUGCAAGCGAUGCAAAGAAAUCCCCUUGAUAUGAGAGGGAAUCUGGGUUUUUGGGGUGUUUUUUAUUUAUUUAUUGAUCUGAAUGUCCGUUUCUGUCUCUCAGCUGACUCUGCCUAAUCUUCUCUUUCCCUCAUCUUCUCCCCAAAAGCAAAUGUCACUCUGGAUCCAGACACAGCCCAUCCUGAACUCAUCCUGUCUGAGGAUCGGAAAAGUGUGAGAAGGGGACACAAACCUCAAGCCCUGCCUGAUAAUCCUGAGAGAUUUAGCCACAAGAUUUGUGUGUUGGGACGUGAGGGAUUCACAGCAGGCAGACAUUUCUGGGAAAUCACUGUGGGAAGUCGGGAAGAGUGGGCUUUGGGGGUCGCCAGGAUGUCUGUGGAGAGAAAGGGCAUCUUCCCCUUAAGGCCUGAGUGGGGGAUCUGGGCUGUGGAGAAGUGGGGAGGGGAAUACUGGGCCUGCACCUCCCCUAAAUACUCUCCUCUGUCCCUGAUGGAGAAGCCCAGGAGGAUCCGGGUGACUCUGGACUAUGAAGGGGGACGUGUGUCUUUUUCUGACGCUGACUCAGGAGCCGAACUCUACACGUUCUCAGGAGCCUCGUUCUCUGGAGAGACCCUCCUCCCUUACUUUGAUCUGUGGGAAAAUAAAACCCACCUCAGUAUCUCCUGA
This is a messenger RNA of Podarcis lilfordi (Lilford's wall lizard), 10029 nucleotides long. Lineage: Eukaryota; Metazoa; Chordata; Lepidosauria; Squamata; Lacertidae. The record is from the annotation of a GenBank genome assembly.